Molecule: messenger RNA, 561 nt
Organism: Schistocerca cancellata (South American locust)
Lineage: Eukaryota; Metazoa; Arthropoda; Insecta; Orthoptera; Acrididae
Exons: 1
Coding region: 1-561 (186 amino acids)
Source: RefSeq, a predicted model, not a curated record
AUGAGGGCUACCUUCACAGGGAGAGCUGCCUUCGCAAGGAGUGCUGCCUUCGCAAGGAGUGUUGCCUUCGCAAGGAGUGCUGCCUUUGCAUGGAGUGCUGAGUUCGCAAGGAGUGCUACCUUCGCAAGGACUGCUGCCUUCGCUAGGAGUGCUGCUUUUGCACAGAGUUCUGCCUUCGCAAGGAGUGCUGCCUUCGCCCGGAGUGCUGCCUUCGCAAGGACUGCUGCCUUCGCAAGGAGUGCUGCCUUCGCAAGGAGGGCUACCUUCACAGGGAGUGCUGCCUUCGCAAGGAGUGCUGCCUUCGCAAGGAGUGUUGCCUUCGCAAGGAGUGCUGCCUUUGCAUGGAAUGCUGCCUUCUCAAGGAGUGCUGCCUUCGCAACGAGUGCUGCCUUCGCAUGGAGUGCUGCCUUCGCAAGGAGUGCUGCCUUCGCAAGGAGUGCGCCCUUUCGCACGGAGUGCUGCCUUUGCACAGAGUGCUGCCUUCGCAAGGAGUGCUGCCUUUGCACAGUGUACUGCCUUCGCAAGGAGUGCAGCUUUCGCACGGUGUGCAGCCUUCGCUAG